Molecule: messenger RNA, 914 nt
Organism: Aspergillus homomorphus CBS 101889
Lineage: Eukaryota; Fungi; Ascomycota; Eurotiomycetes; Eurotiales; Aspergillaceae
Exons: 3
Coding region: 322-789 (155 amino acids)
Source: RefSeq, a predicted model, not a curated record
CUACAGAGCUUAAUUCGAGACGGCUUUCAUGAUCAAUAAUUGAGAAAGAGUGGUAUCGAGGGUUGUUCGUGACCACCUGCUGCAAUGGGCAGAAUUGAAGCCGAAGUUUGGCUUGCUAAGUGGUCUGCGAUGCGGAAGGCGGCGGGUGGAACAAACAUGCCAAGCUUGUGGUGAUGUUUGGUGAUAUUUCGACCAGUUGGUGUUUUUGCCUCAGGCAGGUAUUCCUCGCUGUAGUGUGACGUGAAUCCCGCUGCUCUACUCUCUCUGCUUGCACAAGCCACUUUGAGAUCUCUCGACUGGACGGAGUAUCGCCUUCGACAGAUGUCUCUCGUACUAACCAAUACGCGCACUCGAAAUAACAUUAGCCAUCGAACCAAGCCAAACUCAGGAGGAGAGCCACCCUCCGUCGGAGUCGGUGUGGCGUGUGCAACUCAAUCAAGAACAGACACACACACACACACACACACACACACACACACACAAAUACACGCAGCUCCCCUUUCACUUAGCCUCCAUAUCAACUCGCAAGCAGUGGCGCAAAUUAAAGGCAAACCGAGACAGGACAAAAGAGAUCACCCCUCUUCUCCCCUCUCCCCUCUUCAUUCCCUUCCCCCCUCCCUAUUCCCCUCCUCCCCUAAUCUAAAGGCCUUCUACGCUGCUUCCAGAAACAUUCCUAAUUUAGCGCUAUGGAGUCCAUCACCGCAGCCCUCCACCCGGGUAAGUAGGGUUAUGGGGCUUCUGGGCUCCCCUUUUUUUUGCCCUCAUUCUUUCUCGUGUCAUUGUGGAUGAGCUGUCAAGUCAGGACUUGAGUCGAAAAGAGGGUCGAGGUCUAGUCCUCUCUCUAGUGUCGGAUUUGCUUCGUUUGGCCGGAUGCCAAUGAAGAUCAGGGUCGGUAUGACAGAUGGGGUUGACGA